AUGUCCAAACCCCGUCCAAUUCACACCUUGCAUCGCGAAAUUCGUACGUCUCCGGACGAGUCGGAGCCGGCCUUCUCCUACGAAGAACAACGCACCGGCUUUUUACACCGGGAAGACGAAGUCGCCGAAGACUUUCACCAACGUUACGCCGUGCACAGUAAAUCGCGGAGAGAUAGUGGAGGUGGCAACAGCAAUGCUAGUGCAGGGGGAAAUGGCACAAGCACAGGCGGAGGCAGCUUUUGGCGAACGAGCGAAGCCGGUAGUACCGGACCCGCCUUUGCUAGCGUCCACAUGAACAGCGGAAAAGAUCAGUACACUAGUAACAGUGCUCGGAAAUCAACGGGAGUUUUGGGAGCAGCUCUGGAGUCGCACGAUUCUACCGACUCGGUAGAACGUGGACAAAGCGAUUCCAGUCACGCCACUCCCACUGCUGCUACCGGAACUGCUUUGCAUUCCUUGUGGAACGGUGGUCCGAAUAGUUUGCACGGAACGACCCCACACGAAAUUUUACGCCGCAAGGAAUCUUCCAUGUCGGUAUGCUCUAACGCAUCGUGGGAAACUAUCACGACGUCGACCACCACCAAACCCGUACUAGCCAAAAAGAAAAAGGAAAAACUCGUCGACAAACAGCGCGCAGCCGACCGCCGUCAAAAAUGGGACUCGCAGAGCGCCAUUAUCGAUGCUUCUAUUGCUACCGGUCCUGCUUCUGCUGGUGGUGGGCAGAAUGGAGACUCGAAUUCUGCGACGACAAUCAUGACCACACCCAAGGUUGUGGUGGUGGCGCCACCCAACUUUUCCGAAAUGACGCACGGCUCCAGUUUGGAGCGGUCGUCGAGUGAUCAGUCGACGGGAUCGUUACUGUACGGAAAAACGCCGCAUUCCGGAUCCCUGUUGGGGAAAUCGAGUUCGCUCAUCUUUCCGACGGGUGUCGACGCCAACGCGGAAGCCGACUCGGAAGCGGACAAUUUGAAGCGCCGCAAAAUUAAUUUGCUCCUGGAUCAGUGCGAAUCGGUGCGGUUUCCCUUCAAUAAAAAGAAACUGGUACUCAACAACAUGAGUUUGACGGCUGCUGAUUUGCCCCUGCAGUAUCUCGUCGGAACCAGCCUGGGUAACACCUUACACAAACUUAGCUUGACGGGGAAUCGGUUGGGAUCCGUUCCCGCCAAGUUGGUCCAGCACUUACCCUUUCUGAAGCACUUGGAUAUUUCCCAAUGCGAGUUGCACCAAUUGCCAGACAAAUGGAAUUUGCCGCAACUCAAGCGCCUCAACGUUAGCCACAAUCGAUUACGGGAUUUCCCCGAAGAAGGUAUUUUGGAAGGCUUGCCCGAGCUGCAGGAGCUCAACAUGUACGGCAACAAGGUUGCAGAAAUUAUCAUUCAUCAUAAUACGACAGUUUUGUCUAAGUUGGAAAUCUUGAACCUCGGGUACAACGAUUUGGCCUACUUGCCGGACGAUCUAGAUCAACUCAAGGCACUGAAGACUCUCAAAGUCAUGAACAACUUUUUGGAGAAGGUUCCUAUGCGUGUUUGUGAAAUGGAGUUGAAAUUGAUCGACGUCUCUAGCAAUCCUGUAAUUCAACCUCCCCAAGAAACGUGUGAUCGUGGCAUCUGCAGCAUGCGACGAUACUAUCACUGUUUGCGGAUGGAGGAACAGUCCAAACAGCGAGCCCUGGAAGAAGUACAAAAGAAGGCACAAAAAGGCAAAAAAGCUGUGCCAAAGAAGAAGUGUUACGGAGGCUUUAUGAAAUCGUUGACAAAGCCGUCACGAAAGAAUACUGACGACAGUGCUAUGGCGAAUUCUGUUGGUCCUGUUCAGUCGGGAGCGCAUCUGGAUGACGGGCACUACGUAAACGAGCAAGGUGCCUUUGCUUUAAAGGUAGCGCCAAUGGAAAGAGACACGUCCUCCGUUGAUUUGGGAAAAGAAAGAAGUCUUCAACAACGACUAACAUCAGAAUCGUCUGAGGAAGUGGUCGAGUCAGUGGCAGCUUCAUCGCCCGUUGUGGACGCGUACGAUCAAGUGACGGUGAACGAUACGCUAAAAGUGAUCUUUGUUGGAAUGGCAAUGGUUGGAAAAACAUCAAUGAUCAAACGUCUGAUUGGAGGUGAAGCUGCGUCUGUACCAACGCAUGACCAAAGAACCGUCGGUGUCGAUAUUUAUCAAUGGAAUCCGAAGGAAGAUGUUCGCUUUGAACAUAUCGAUUCUCGAAUCGAAUUCCAGGACGAAGAACUUUCGGCAGCUUGUGGCGAUGUGGAUGUUAAAUUUAGCGUUUGGGACUUCGCCGGGCAGCACGUUUAUCACGCAACACACGAACUGUUCUUCUCUUCACGCGCGCUAUACGUUCUUGUAUGGGACAUGGGUGCGAUGAAUCGAGAUACAAUGAAACGGAAAGGGUCCUUGCUGGAAGAUAGCGAAACUGGGGCAUUCAAACUCUCGUAUGACUCUUCCGAUGAUGAGUCUGUCGGAGAUUGUGACGAUGACAAUUUUGCAGUGGAGGAAGAAGCACGUCGGGCUGAUCGUGCCUUGGAAAGGGAUAUUGACGAAAAGGUGCAAUUUUGGGUGGACUGUAUUCAGAGCAGCUCUCCUGGUGCCGCCAUACUCCCAGUAUCCUCUUUUGCCGACUAUUUCGCUGGUGAUGAUUGCGAAGGAGAGGCGAAACGCAGAUGCAACAUGCUGAAGAACCGUCUCUUAAAGCAUGAAAGACGCCGGAUCAAAGGAAUCAAGAAGCGGUUGAAGGACUACGUCGAUCAAAAUCGUGCAGAUGACCCGGCUGCAUUGCGAUUACGCAAACUGCUAUGCCCUUAUACCCGGCCGAAGCUUAUUUUUGGCAAUGACGAAGACAGCGUGGUACGAGUCAGUGGCACGCAAUACACGGGGUUCGAUCGUUUGACUUCCAAAAUUAUUGAUAUUGCCAGUGGACGGGACAAAGGGCAGUGGCGUUAUCCAAUUUUUCAUGGCCAUGUUGGGGCUCGGAUUCCACGGAUGCGCUUGGAAGUUCGCGAGGCGGUUACUCACAUGCGUUCUAAAUUCAUGGUUGUUGAGUGGGGCUACUUUAUUAAUCAGCUACGUGAUCGUGGGCUAACAAGCGUAGAAGAUAUAAGCGAUGCUCUUCAUUUUCUGACAAAUAUUGGCGAGCUCUCUUAUUUCGGGGGUGUCAUGACCACAAAAGACCAAGUCGCCAACCCAAUUAAAAAGAAGUCGGAUAAGGGAUCAGAAAAUGAUCAAGGAGAGAAGGGUUCCAUGGCAAGGGAAAGAUGCGAUGGCAAUGAUUCUGACGUCGAUGAUACAGAUCCUGACACAGCUGUUCUCUCUAUGGAUGACACAAGCAUCACAGCCCAGAGCACAGCAGAUGGAUCGUUAAGUACUGUGGACGACUUCAUGUCAAGCAGUCUUUCGCAGUUUGUCUUUUUGAAUCCGAGAUGGCUUGUAACGGCUGUGGCAUGUAUUCUACGUCAUGACCUAGACCGCGAGAUAAAGGAAACACGACGGAUGACCUCUAUUGGCCAAGGGCGUCGACUAGCACGUGAUACAAGCUUUUAUGAUGCACAAAUGAAUUGCCCGGUUAUUACCGCCGAAGACGCCUGUCUUUUAUGGCAGACCAAAGGAAUAACGAAAAGAGCCGCAGAACGAGCGCAGAAGUAUUCAAACAACAUGACUGUGACUCCGUUUGAGUUUUUGCAGCUAUUGCUGAUUCGUUUUGGUGUUUUCGUUCCCAUCGAUCUUAGUAUCGAUAAGGCUUUUCUCGGAGGACACGAAUACGCCCAAUUGGUUGACAGUUUAUGUGGACAUGCACCGACUCCGGAAGAAGUUGAAAUUAUCGUCGACUCUGACGAGGUUGCGCCAAAGGCUGAAUUUUUCUUUUUGCCCAGUCUACUUGGUUCGAGUGAGCCUGCGGAGGCAUGGACAUACAAGAAUACGGACUCCUGGAAAACGACCUUGUGCCAUUCUAUUUUGUUUCCCGAUGGCGUCCCACCUGGCCUGAUGGAACGUCUCACGGCUGGAGUUCUCAGCUCCAUCUACGCCGUCGCCCAUCGCAAGAACGUCUCUGGUCAAGACUUUCUGGGUAAUGAUAUUGCGACUUACGAAGGAAAGCUUACUGUCAAAGAAGUUCUUUGCUGGCGCACUGCUUUCCUACUCAAGCUUGGCACUCAAGUUACUGCUGGCGACGGGUCUAGCAAAGAGAGCAUAGUUGAGAUCAUUGCGCUACUUGCCGACCGCGACUCUCAUCUUUGCGUUGGUUCAGCAUACAUGGGCAUUGGAAUGCGACGACUGAUAGUGAGUGGCCGUGGCCAAGUAGGGGAUGGGGGUCGCAAAAUCUGGAAGGGAGGAUAUCUGCUUGUUUUGAAGUGCGUUCGCCGCGUCAUGGACCAAUACGGAGGUCUUGAGUACGAGAAGCAAGCUUUUUGUCCAGAAUGUUUGGCUAAGAAAGGCGUCAGCGAGGCCAGCUCAUGGGAGUUCAAUUCUAUCCGUUCGUCUGUACUGAACGGUGAAGGAAAUAUUCGUUGUCAGCACGGUCAUCGAGUCGAUACUCCACUGGUCGCUGGGCCGAUUGACGUGUUCCCAAAGGCCAAGCAGGAAGCCUUCACACAGCCAAGCGAGAGUGGUUUAGAUUCCAGCGUCCCUGUCCAGGACCUUCUGCGGGCGAUCGUCGUUGUUGGACUCUGGGACGGUAAAGAACGCAAGAUAAUUCGCGUAGGUUCAGGAUUUAUUGUUGACCGCAAGCACGGCUUAAUAGUCACGGCGAGUCACACACUCAUGAAUAUUUGGGGCGAUAAAAACACACCAUUUGGGGAAAAUUACUACGGUUUACGUCAAGGAAAGGUGGUGAUUGGAGUCAUUCCUCGGGAAAAGGAAGGCGGGGACGCAGGCAACAAAGAUAUGGCGGUAUUUCGCUACUUUGCCACUAUUGUCGCCAAAGAUCCAAGUAUGGAACGGGGCGAGUGUCACUUAGACGCUUGUGUACUACGCAUUACAACCCGCAUGGAGCAAGACGUUGGCGGAUACGGAGACGGUUGCGGCGACCAGCCAGAGCGUUUGCUUCUCAACAAUCCAGUAGCAAUGAAGAAAGAGAAACUGCAAGCACUCAAGAUUACUGACAAGUGUGAGCUAGAGGAACAGGUUCGUAUUCUAGGGUAUAAUCAAGGCGGCGAAGGCCGUUUGUUACCAGGCGAAAGUCUCAAUCGCUACGUGGACUUUGCUCGAGGCUACGUAUGCAAACGAUUUGCAAGCGGCGAAGAAAGCGGCAACAAAGUACGCGAUCUGUUCAAACCUCGUCAAGAAAUCGUUGUCAUUUGUCCAACGAUUGGUGGCCAUUCAGGUGGACCUUGUGUGAAUCAACAGGGUGAAGUUAUCGGCAUCUUAAGCCGUGCCGACCCUGCGGAAAACCAGCGAUGCUACAUUUCACCUACAUCUGAAUGGGUUGCACUAUCCCACCAGACACGUCACCAGCUGGUUUUUGGAGUUUUCUCACUGUCGCUACUUCGCACGACACACGACGAUGACAUGACCGUGAACCAGAAUCACACUUUGCCAGACCACACAGUUAGCAUGAAUGCUUGCCAAAAUAACAUGAUUACGCUGACGAAACGGACGCUACCGCAGGCCAUACACCGGCAAACUCAGCGACGUGCGCUGAAUAUACUGAGCCGGAUCGUAACUUCCAACGCUGAGCAACAGCGAGAUUUGGAUAGCGCCAUCAAAACUGUGCGCCUUCACGACCCAGCUGGGUAUCUCCCGGGCCUUUUGCUGCCGGAACGGCGAAUGCAAAAAGCAUACUACGCAGUCCGUGGCUUUUGGAUUGAAAGUGGUCUAAGAUUUGGAAACUCUGCAAAGAUAUCAAAGCACUCAUCACCCGAGGAACAGCUGAAGUGGUGGAAACAAGGUGUUGACGCCGUCUUCGCUGGUGAUGUGUUGACCGUGAACCAGAAUCACCAUCCGACUUUGCGACUCUUACAAUCUCUCUCGACUGAGGUUCCUUGGACCAAACAGCAUUUCGAUGACAUAAUUGAUGGAAGAGCCAAGGAUUUGAAUGUAAAACAAUACGAAACCGUUGCGGAUCUUACCAGGCAUGCGGAGCAGUCUUGUGGCACUUUGGCCGAACUAGUUUUGGAAAGUGGGGAAAUAAUGCCCGACAUUUCCCCUGCUUGUCACGAGGCUGCCCGUCUAGUCGGUAUUGCUCACGGCGUAACCAAUGCACUUCGUUUGAGCAUUCCUGUCAUCAGCACAACCGGAAAACUGAUCAUUCCCACGGAACUGACGACAAAAUAUGGCGUGCGCAGUCCCCGGUACUUACUUUCAGCGUUGGGUCAAGGUGAUAAGGUCUGUUUACGAGCCAUGGAAAACGCAGUACGAGACAUCGUCGAGACGGCAAGAGACAACUUGCAGAAAGCCCGCGAUCUACGCGAAGCGAUACUAGCGGAACCAAACGGGAACAAAGCCGUUUCUGUUUUGUUACCUGGAUUGGCGUCAGAGACCUUCUUGAAUAGACUGGAAAAAAGUCAGUAUCAGCUGACAGAUCGCAACUUACGUAAUGUCGGCUCUUUGGAACAUGCAGUUUGUGCUUCAAGAAUGACCUUGGCCUAUUUCCAAAAGAACUUUUAG
Molecule: messenger RNA, 6597 nt
Organism: Phaeodactylum tricornutum CCAP 1055/1
Lineage: Eukaryota; Bacillariophyta; Bacillariophyceae; Surirellales; Neidiaceae
Exons: 6
Coding region: 1-6597 (2198 amino acids)
Biological process (GO): biosynthetic process
Molecular function (GO): protein binding
Source: RefSeq, a predicted model, not a curated record